This is a messenger RNA of Drosophila teissieri, 1371 nucleotides long. RefSeq lists its product as uncharacterized. The coding region runs from base 105 to 1250 and encodes 381 amino acids. The transcript has 2 exons. Lineage: Eukaryota; Metazoa; Arthropoda; Insecta; Diptera; Drosophilidae. The record is from RefSeq and is a predicted model, not a curated record.
AGCUCCACGCGACGCCAUUUCAAAACAAAUGCGCGGCAACGAUUUUAUUUUACCCCGCAACAUUUGGUAAGAAGUCGCAAAAUUAGUCAGAUCAAUUAAUAAAAAUGGGAGCAAAGGCAACCAAAUUGGAAGGUGAAUAUCUGCCGGAUACGCCGACAAUAAACAAAAUGCGCCUGGCCAGCGAAAAUCGAGAACAAAUGGAAAUGACGACGCCGAUUCGAGAGCAAAACAACGCCUUACUCGAUCCUCGAUCACCAAAUGGCUGUCGCACGCCUUUAACCUUCUUGCAGGCGUCGAAGCCUAGAGUCGAGAAGGAGGAGCAGCAUGUGACCACCAGUGAGAAUGCCUUUUCCAUGCUGAGAAAACGGUUGCUCAAGGGCUUCUCCCUGAAUGAUCCUCGUUCUCCUCAGCUGAAUCGCACUCCCCUCGUCCUCGAUGAGGUUCGCUCGCUCAAUCUGGAUGACACCUUUGCCGAUCUCUUCGUGGACACCAGAGUGGGUACAGCACAAAGGGCGGUGCCUGCCACGCCUUCCCAAGUGGAUUUGGAGGAGAGUUGCGAUAGCUUCGGCACACCGCCGUCUGCUGCACACAACAAUAGUUCCCUGGAGAUUGUUUCACUGCCCUACGAUCAGGAGGAAACCUUACCUUGCGAGCAUCAGCUGCUGCCGUAUCAGGAGCAGGAUCAAAAUCAGGGUCAGGUGAAAGUAACCACACCUCCUCCAGUACAGCAGCCCCAUGAUGAUCCCCGCUCGCCCAGCCUGGGCGUCGAUCGCACACCCAUCAUCUUCUGUGACGACGAGGAGGAGGAGGCACGGGAGGCCCAGAUGCUGGAGCACAUACUGGAAACGCUAACCUUGAAUCUCAGCACUGGUAGCAGCAUGGCCUCCUUUGCCGCUGGCGAGGAGCAGCUACCAGAAGUGCCGGCCAACAAACAUUUGGAGCGAGUGCGUUUGGGUCACAAGCGUCGGGUGCCACCGCGCAAGCCCGCCAGGGCCAACAAGCCAAAGAUCUACGUUGAUCAGGAGGAGGAUUCCUCAGGGGCCAUAGAGUCCAUUACGCCCAAGACGAACAGUACCCCGCUGUCCGGUCAAAAGCGAACUCCACUCAGUUGUGUUAAGAAUAAGCCGCAUCUGCGAUCCCGUUCUAUGGAAAAGGAUUCCACAAAGAAUCAGAUUCCUAUCGUGCAGAACUUCAACGAUCAACUGCGGCUAAUCUCUGGCGCCGAGGGAUUUUACGGACCCGUUUACUAAUACAGUUUAGUAGCUACAAUUGCCUUAUGCCCACAAAACCCACCAAUUCAUCUUUUCUCACAAACACAUACGUUUCUUACUCAUCUUUUAAUAAAACAUUUUAUUAGUUUUCUUGCCAGUA